AUGGCUGGAAGAAAGGAAAUUAGCUUACAGGUGUCCAUCACUACAGACGAGCAAUGGGCCGAGAUGAUGGGCACGCAAGGGUUAACAGUGGUAGACGUGUUCCAGGAGUGGAGUGGACCAUGUUGUGCCAUCCUCUUCCUGUUCAGAAGAAUGAAAAAUGAGUUGGGAGGUGACCUGCUGCAUUUUGCCACGGCAGAAGCUGACAGCAUUGAAGCACUAGAGAAGUACAGAGGAAAUUGUGAACCCACGUUCUUGUUCUUUGCUGGUGGGGAGCUUGUGGCUGUAGUGCGAGGGACGAAUCCUCCUCUCAUGCAGAAGAUGAUAUUGGAGGAACUGGAGAAAGAGAAAAAGGUGCUUGAGCAGGGUGUUAAGCGAAUUACGGUGAAGGAUCCUGGAUUGAUUGAUGAAGAAAAUGUGGAAGAGGAGGCAGAAGUUGAUGAAGAUUCUGAAGACGUAGUGCAUGCUAACAGGUCUUACACCAUGGGAAUCAUAAAGCCAGAUGUUGUUGCACAUGGGAAGACAGAUGAGAUCAUUAUGAAGAUUCAGGAUGCAGGCUUUGAGAUCCUGGCUCAUGAGGCACGCACACUGAGUGUCAAGGCUCAGAAAUUUUAUCAGCACAAAGCAGCAGAGCCGUACUUUCAGGAGCUGAUCCACUUCAUGUCCAGUGGCCCCACCCAUGUUCUGGUCAUUUCUAAUCCUGAGGAUACUGAUGAUGUCAUCUCAGCCUGGCAGGCAUUCCUGGGAGCAGCAGGUGUAGAAGAGGCCAAGAGAGAGCAUCCAGAGAGUUAGACUUCAAAUCAUCUGCGAGCACAGUAUGGAGCUGAGGAUCUCUUCAAUGCUCUUCAUAGCAGUCGUGAUAGUGAGAAGGCUGGUAGGGAGCUGGCCUUCUUCUUCCCCAACUUUGGACCUCCAGAACCGGAACCGACGCCUGUGGAGAGGACGUUGGCACUCAUUCGGCCUGACGCAGCCAGAGAAAACAGAGAUGAGAUCCUAGCAAGGAUCCAUGACGCAGGAUUUACAGUGGCCAUGCAGAAGGAGGUGACGCUAACAGAGGAUCAGGUCUGCCAAUUCGAUGGUCAACACCAAGAUGAUGAAAACUUCCAAGCCCUUCUCACCAACAUGACCAGUGACCCUGUGCUGGCUCUGGUCCUGGCUAAACAGGGAGCUGUGGAGCACCGGAGAAACCUGUUGGGACCCAAAGACCCAACACAGGCAAAGCAGGAACAACCAAACUGCCUGCGAGCUCAGUUCACAGGGGAGAGCGAGUGUGUGAACCAGCUGCGUGGAAGCGGUGAGUGGGAGAUCAGCUUGUUUUUCCCUCAGAGUUCCACACUGGCUGUAAUCAAACGCAACACUUCAGAGGAGCUCAGAGUUACUAUCUUGGGGGAGAUCCAAGUUUCAGGGUUCACCAUCUCUCAGCAGAAGGAGAUGGUUUUGUCCAGGGAAAUGGCUGAGGAAUUCUCCAGACAGCACAGGAACAAGCCAUUCUUCAACCAGUUACUGGACUACAUGUGUCGGUUAGAUCAUACAGUGUCUUGCAAAAGUAUUCAUCCCCCCUGGUGUUUGUCCUGUUUUGUCACAUUACAAGCUGGAAUUAAAAUGGAUUUUUGGAGGGUUAGCACCAUUUGAUUUACACAACAUGCCUACCGC
Neoarius graeffei (lesser salmon catfish) is the source of this 1650-nucleotide messenger RNA. RefSeq names its product NME/NM23 family member 9 (gene nme9). Gene Ontology annotation, molecular function: nucleoside diphosphate kinase activity. Gene Ontology annotation, biological process: GTP biosynthetic process; CTP biosynthetic process; UTP biosynthetic process. The record is from RefSeq and is a predicted model, not a curated record. Lineage: Eukaryota; Metazoa; Chordata; Actinopteri; Siluriformes; Ariidae.